CAAUUCAUCAAGCGUUAGAGGAUCUUUGGAACUUGGGUACUCAGUGAGAAACAAUGGCUACAGCAGGUCUGCAGGUUUUAGGGUUGGCGCUGGCUCUCCUUGGUUUGCUUGGCGAUAUCGUUAUCUGCGCUCUGCCUAUGUGGAAAGUGACGGCCUUCAUCGGGCAGAACAUCGUGACCGCGCAGACCUUCUGGGAGGGCUUGUGGAUGAACUGUGUGAUGCAGAGCACAGGACAAAUGCAAUGCAAGGUUUAUGACUCCAUGCUGGCUUUGCCCACGGACCUGCAGGCCGCACGUGCGCUCGUCGUUAUCUCCAUCCUCCUGACGCUGUUCGGGCUGCUGCUUGCGGUCGCUGGGGGGAAGUGCACGAACUGCAUCCAGGACGAACCGACCAAGGCGCGGGUGUCUGUGGCUGCCGGCGUGUUCUUCCUGGCUAGUGGUGUUCUGUGCUUGAUUCCUGUGUGCUGGUCUGCUCAUACGGUCAUCAUGGACUUCUAUAACCCUAUGCUGGCGGACGCACAGAAGCGCGAGCUCGGCGCGUCCCUGUUCAUCGGCUGGGGCGCCGCUGCUUUGCUGCUGCUCGGAGGCGCGCUCUUCUGCUGCCAGUGUCCCAAGAAUGAAUACCGAGGUUAUUCAGCCAAAUACACUGCGCCAAGGCCAAAUGCUCCUAGUGCUGGCGGCAACUAUGUGUAGAGAAGCUUUACUGUGGCUGGACUGUUAAUGUGUCUUAACUAACUAAUGUUUUUAUUUAACUUUUUACUUAAUAAAAGCUAAUGGUUUUAUGCA
Molecule: messenger RNA, 785 nt
Organism: Tachysurus fulvidraco (yellow catfish)
Lineage: Eukaryota; Metazoa; Chordata; Actinopteri; Siluriformes; Bagridae
Product: claudin-like protein ZF-A89
Exons: 1
Coding region: 54-692 (212 amino acids)
Biological process (GO): cell adhesion; bicellular tight junction assembly
Cellular component (GO): plasma membrane; bicellular tight junction
Molecular function (GO): structural molecule activity
Source: RefSeq, a predicted model, not a curated record